This is a messenger RNA of Condylura cristata (star-nosed mole), 1579 nucleotides long. RefSeq names its product kinesin light chain 3 (gene KLC3). The record is from RefSeq and is a predicted model, not a curated record. The coding region runs from base 41 to 1558 and encodes 505 amino acids. Gene Ontology annotation, molecular function: kinesin binding. The transcript has 13 exons. Gene Ontology annotation, biological process: axo-dendritic transport. Gene Ontology annotation, cellular component: membrane-bounded organelle; kinesin complex; cytoplasm. NCBI's taxonomy places the organism in Eukaryota, Metazoa, Chordata, Mammalia, Eulipotyphla, Talpidae.
GCCGAGUGGUCCCGGGAGGCGUCGGCGGCCAGGAGCGGCCAUGUCUGUGCAGGUGGCAGCGCCCGCGAGCACGGGCCUGGGCCCUGAGCGCCUGAGCCCGGAGGAGCUGGUGCGGCAGACGCGGCAAGUGGUGCAGGGGCUGGAGGCCCUGCGGGCGGAGCACCGCGGCCUGGCCGGGCACCUGGCAGAGGCCCUGGCGGGGCCAGGCCCAGGGGCUGGCUUGGAGCUGCUGGAAGAAAAGCAGCAGGUGGUGAACCACUCCCUGGAGGCCAUCGAGCUGGGACUGGGGGAGGCCCAGGUGCUGCUGGCCCUGUCCGCACACGUGGGCGCACUGGAGGCCGAGAAGCAGCGGCUGCGGGCGCAGGCCCGGCGCCUGGCGCAGGAGAACGCGUGGCUGCGGGAGGAGCUGGAGGAGACACAGCGGCGGCUGCGGGCCAGCGAGGAGGCCGUGGCGCAGCUGGAGGAGGAGAAGGGCCACCUGGAGUUCCUGGGCCAGCUGCGGCAGUAUGACCCGCCCGCGGAGAGCCAGCAGCCCGACUCCCCCCCUCGCCGAGACAGCCUGGCCUCCCUGUUCCCCAGUGAGGAGGAGGAGGAGAGGAAAGGUCCUGGAGCGGCAGGGGCGGCGGCAGCUCAGCAGGGCGGCUACGAGAUCCCCGCCCGCCUGCGGACCCUGCACAACCUCGUGAUCCAGUACGCGGGGCAGGGCCGCUACGAGGUGGCCGUGCCGCUGUGCCGCCAGGCGCUCGAGGACCUGGAGCGCAGCUCUGGCCACUGCCACCCCGACGUGGCCACCAUGCUCAACAUCCUGGCGCUGGUGUACAGGGACCAGAACAAGUACAAAGAGGCCACAGACCUUCUGCACGACGCCCUGCAGAUCCGGGAGCAGACACUGGGCCCUGAGCACCCCGCGGUGGCGGCCACCCUCAACAACCUGGCGGUGUUGUACGGGAAGCGGGGGCGUUACCGGGAGGCAGAGCCCCUGUGCCAGCGUGCCCUGGAGAUCCGGGAGAAGGUCCUGGGUGCUGACCACCCGGACGUGGCCAAGCAGCUCAACAACCUGGCCCUGCUGUGCCAGAACCAGGGCAAGUUCGAGGCGGUGGAGCAACACUACGCCCGGGCCCUGAGCAUCUAUGAGGCCCUGGGGGGGCCCCACGACCCCAACGUGGCCAAGACCAAGAACAACCUGGCCUCAGCCUACCUGAAGCAGAACAAGUACCAGCAGGCAGAGGCGCUGUACCAGGAGAUCCUGCGCAGGGAGGGCCUGCCCGCCCCCCUGGGAGCCCCCCGAACGGGCACCACCGGUGACUCGGAACAGACGCUUCGCAGGAGCAGCUCCUUCUCCAGGCUGCGCGAGUCCCUCCGGCGUGGCAGCGAGAAGCUGGUCUCGCGGCUCCGAGGCGAGGUGGCGGCAGGGGCAGGCGGGAUGAAGAGGGCCAUGUCGCUCAACGUGCUGAACGUGGAUGCGCCCAGGGCCGCGGGGGCCCAGUUCCCCAGCAGCCACCUGAGCGAGGCUUCGCGGACCCUCAGCGCCAGCACCCAGGACCUGGGCCCCCGCUAAGGCCCCAGCUGCUCGGCCGGG